GCCCUGGUUCAGCUCGUACGGACUCUCGCGAGGGUUGAGGCCGCGGGGUCGACCCGGGCGGCUGCAAUAUGGCGGAGGCGGAAGGGGAGAGCCUGGAGUCUUGGCUGAAUAAAGCUACCAAUCCUUCCAACCGCCAAGAGGACUGGGAAUACAUAAUUGGCUUCUGUGAUCAAAUCAACAAAGAGCUUGAAGGGCCCCAGAUUGCCGUCCGACUACUAGCCCACAAGAUCCAGUCUCCACAGGAAUGGGAAGCAGUACAGGCCCUGACGGUAUUGGAGGCGUGUAUGAAGAACUGUGGGAGGAGAUUUCAUAACGAAGUGGGAAAGUUCCGGUUUUUAAAUGAGUUAAUCAAAGUCGUCUCUCCAAAGUACCUGGGGGACAGAGUGUCUGAGAAAGUGAAGACCAAGGUCAUUGAGUUGCUUUACAGCUGGACAAUGGCCCUGCCAGAAGAAGCAAAAAUCAAAGAUGCCUACCAUAUGUUGAAGAGACAAGGCAUUGUGCAGUCUGACCCACCAAUCCCCAUGGACAGGACGCUGAUCCCUUCUCCACCACCUCGUCCCAAAAACCCUGUUUUUGAUGAUGAGGAGAAAUCUAAGCUUUUAGCCAAACUGCUGAAAAGCAAAAACCCAGAUGACCUGCAAGAGGCAAAUAAGCUCAUCAAGUCCAUGGUGAAGGAAGAUGAGGCUCGCAUCCAAAAGGUGACCAAGCGCCUGCAUACACUGGAGGAGGUCCACAACAGCGUGAAGCUGCUCCAUGAGAUGCUGCUUCACUAUAGCCAGGAGCACUCAUCAGAGGCAGACCGAGAGCUCAUGAAGGAGUUGUUUGAUCGGUGUGAGAAUAAGAGACGGACAUUAUUUAAAUUAGCCAGCGAGACGGAGGACAAUGACAAUAGUUUGGGGGACAUCCUGCAGGCCAGUGACAACCUCUCCCGGGUCAUCAACUCUUAUAAAACAAUUAUUGAAGGGCAGGUCAUCAAUGGUGAGGUGACCACCUCAACCAUGCCUGACUCUGAAGGAAACAGCCAAGGCACUCUCAUCGAUCUUGCUGAGUUGGAGACACCUAACAACUCAUCCCCAAUGUUGGCCCCCGCACCUGCCCCGCUCCCCUCAGGCAUCCCUGUCCUCCCUCCACCCCCUCAGACCUCUGGACCUUCACGCAGUCGCUCAUCCAGCCAGGCUGAAGCUCCCACAGGGCCCAGCAGCACAAGCAAUGCCCUUUCCUUGCUGGAUGAGGAGCUGCUUUGCUUGGGCCUUACCGACCCAGCCUCUACUGCUCCCCCCAAAGAAUCAGCUGGAAACAGCCAGUGGCACAUGUUCCAGAAUGAACAGUCCAACCUGGACUUCUUCUGCCCCAGGCCAGGGCCUGCUGUCUGCAGCUCCUCAGAUGGGACCCUGCUCCCAUCCUCAGCCCCUGCCUCAAGUACCUCCCAAGCUUCACUGCCACGUCCCUUCCCAGCUCCCAUGGUCCCUUCCAGUGUACCUGCCCCCAGUGCAGCCUCCUUCAUGUUCUCUUCUGGACUCACCCCAGCUUUGACUCCAAAGGCUGAACCUGUGGCCCCAGAAAGCCAUGGCUCAGCACUGGGUGACAGCACCCUACACCACCUGGAUGCCCUUGAUCAGCUUCUGGAAGAGGCCAAAGUGACUUCAGGCUUAGUGAAACCUGUCUCCUCUUGCUUUUCGCCCGGAACCACCACCUCCCCACUGCUCCCCACUUCCACCCCAGCCAAGCCUCUUCUGACCUUCUCCACUGGGCCCGGCAGCCCUCUCUUCCAGCCACCAGCCUUCCAGUCCCAGGGCAGCCCCAUGAAAGGGCCUGAGCUCUCCCUGACCAGUGUCCAUGUGCCCCUGGAAUCAAUCAAGCCUAGCAGUGCCCUUCCUGUGACAGCCUAUGAUAAAAAUGGCUUCCGCAUCCUCUUCCACUUUGCCAAGGAGUGCCCACCUGGACGGCCUGAUGUGCUGGUGGUGGUGGUGUCCAUGCUGAAUACAGCUCCCUUGCCUGUCAAGAGCAUUGUGUUGCAGGCUGCAGUGCCCAAGUCAAUGAAAGUGAAGUUGCAACCACCUUCUGGGACAGAACUCUCUCCAUUUAGUCCCAUCCAGCCACCUGCAGCCAUCACCCAGGUCAUGCUGCUAGCCAAUCCAAUGAAGGAGAAGGUGCGGCUUCGGUAUAGGCUGACCUUCGCCCUGGGGGAGCAGCUCAGCACAGAGGUGGGCGAGGUGGACCAGUUCCCUCCUGUGGAGCAGUGGGGGAGCCUAUGACCUCAGAGGACGCUGUGAUCUCUACUUUGAAGCCAGGCAGGCUGCUUUGAGACGGAGAGGGCUCCAGUCCACUUAUUGACGGCAAUGCUUGUAGCUUUGACAUGGAACAGGGGCGUUUCUACUGGGAGCCAAGCUGCAGCUGUGAUAAUCUCUCCUCCUUGGGCCCCUAAAAGGACCUGUUUCUAUCUACCUGUGUGACUUGAAGUGGCCAUAUACUGUCAGGGGUGGGGAGUGGCCCCUGGCUUUACUGCUAUUCUGGGAACAUGGGCUCCAGGCAUGGAGUAGGUUUUUCCUUUCUACUGGCAUUUCCUGGUGCCCAGGGGUGGGCUUGAAAGAGAGGUUUCUGGGCCACCUCAAGAACUAGAGGCAUGGUGUGAGAGGCUGCUGCCUCUAUUGCUUCCCCUGCCAUUAGGCUCUGCUGCCACCCUCAAUGAGGUGGGCAAGGCCAGUGGCCCAAUGAGGAGCUGGAACACUCCAGGUUCUCCACCCUGUCCUUUGUAAGCAGCGGCAACCUGCAGUGGCCCCUGAAUGAGUUUUAUGCUCAUCCCUGGCAGUGGCAGACUGUCCUAUGAACAUCUCAGCAGGACAUGGAACCCAGCCUAGCAGAAACAGAACUUGGCCUCAUCACAGCCUCAACUAGGGAUAGGAAGGAAAAUGGAAGAGAACCAGCUUCCCCUUCAAAAGCAGGUACUGGAGCUUUCUGGGAAGAGUAAAUCUCCUGCCAUACAGACAGGCCAUCCUACUCACUACCUCUUGCUUGGCAUGAAAUAAACUGCUAUCCUUCCCUUAGAAUCUCUGAAGGGGAGGACAAUUCGUCCCAACCCCCUGCGUCAUCCUGCUUUGGCCUUCCCCUCUUCCUACCAGAUGGCGUGUGGUGUGGCACUCAUGGGUGGACCCAAGAGGCCUCAGGGUCAGGCAUAUUGCACUAGAUUUAUGUCCUGUGUGUGGUACAGAAGCCCCAAUGUUCCCCAGCUAUGAAGGGGUACUGUCAGCAAAAUGUUGGGUCUGGAGGUGAUGAGAUGAGAGCCAUGCUUGAACCAAGUCACCAGACCCUAUUGCUUCAACAGUGCUCAGUCCCAACUGUUCCUGGGCCAGGGACACUAAGCCUCACAAGGCAACAGGAAACUGCCACCAGUUGCCACAGAAGCUGGGAAAGGUCAAACAGCUCAGUUGGACAGGCUCAGCUAUCCAGCAUCUGUGGGGAAUGGAAGGUGGCACGAACUGCAUCCCCUGGUCCCUCUGCCCCCACCAGGCUUCCUUGCUAUAUAUCCAGAGGUCAUCUCACCUGUCCGUCCCCUGACUGUAGCAAGCAGGUUCCACUGCUUCAUCAGGACAGGUCAAAGUGAAUUCUUUUCAUAACUUAAGGAAUAAAUCCAAGAGCUUUUCAGAGACUGGCUGCUAUAGCCCUGGGAAUGUCCAUGGGAUUACUAUGUGGACAUGUACAUUUAUAAUAUGCUUUAGACAUUAUAUGAGUGCUACCAGUUACCAUUGAGGUCACUACUUCAUGGCAAAAAGCUGUACUGAAUGUACCAACUCCACUGCCCUUGUUUUGCUGCAUGUUAAAUAAAACCAUUUUCACCCUA
This is a messenger RNA of Marmota flaviventris (yellow-bellied marmot), 3838 nucleotides long. It is a transcript of the gene Gga3, whose product is annotated as golgi associated, gamma adaptin ear containing, ARF binding protein 3. NCBI's taxonomy places the organism in Eukaryota, Metazoa, Chordata, Mammalia, Rodentia, Sciuridae. Gene Ontology annotation, molecular function: ubiquitin binding; phosphatidylinositol binding; small GTPase binding. Gene Ontology annotation, cellular component: trans-Golgi network. The record is from RefSeq and is a predicted model, not a curated record. Gene Ontology annotation, biological process: intracellular protein transport; protein localization to cell surface; Golgi to plasma membrane transport.